AUGUCACUGUCUUCCGCCGAUAUGCUUGAAACUCCACCUGGAUAUCCCUUUGAAGAAAUAGAUUAUGUGGAUAUUGAAGUUGAGGAGGUAAGUAGCUAAAUAGCUCAACAUUCCAUUUGAUUGGCACGUGUGGAGUGAUCCUCUUAUGUUAGUGUCAUGACCAUAGACAUUAAGACCAAGUCAUGACGCUGAAGUUGCAACAAUGCUUUAUCUCAAUUGUCAUACUAGCUAGCUCUACCAUGCAAGGAAUGUUUGUUUAUUCUGGUUUUGAAAAGCUUGGUAAUUAAACAUGGCCAUUAGUUAUGUCACUAUAGCUAUACCAUUCAUCAAUGAUUUUGCCCAAGCCAUAGACAUGAUGGAGAAUGGUCAGUUAGCUAGCUAGCUAUGAUCCAAAUCUAUUUGGCAAUUCUUGUUUUGAUUAUGUAGCUAGUUAGUUGCAGUUCCCCACAUUGACAUAUACCCCUCUCCAUCAGCUGAUGUUGACUGCACACAGACUGUGAUUGAUAUGCUUUAUUGUGUAAUGGAACUUGCUCACAAAAAAUAACAACAGUGUUAGCUAGGCCUAAUAUAUCCUGGUGGAAAGUGGAUUUAGUAGUGUCAUGAUAAUAAGGGAUUAAUAACAAUGCAUCCAACACACUUUGCUUAUGUCUUCUACCUCUUCUCUUUCAGGUUGUGGGGAGAGGCGCUUUUGGUGUUGUCUGCAAGGCCAAAUGGAAAGGCAAAGAUGUCGCAAUCAAGACAAUAGAGAGUGAAAGUGAAAGGAAAGCAUUCAUAGUUGAGGUACUGUCAUUAUAAUGGACUAUAGAGCUAUUCUGCAAAGUGGUGACAAUGCAGUUUAUUACAACUAAAGGAACCCCAUCUUGAUUGUGUUGCCUUCUCUCCCCUCCCUAGUUGCGGCAGCUUUCACGUGUGAAUCACCCCAACAUUGUGAAGUUGUAUGGCUCAUGCAAUAAUCCAGUAAGUCAGCUUUUAAACACUCCCAUAUUUCAGUGUGUUAUAGCCUAUGGUUUUGCCAGUUGUUGUUGUAAAUACCUUGGAACAGUACGUUGUUAGCCUUUUGUUAUUCUUGCCUAAUGCUAAUUUUCCCAUCUAGGUCUGCCUGGUGAUGGAAUAUGCUGAAGGGGGGUCUCUGUACAAUGGUGAGUCUCUGGGCGAUUAUGUAGGAUACUACACUACCACACUAGACUUGGCCAUUGACAUGGCUUGUAAAUUAGUUCAACACAUGCCUUGUCAUACCAAACAAGUGGAAAUAUUGCAGUCAAUGUGUCAAUGACUCCAAUACCCACAUGCAAACUGUUCUCUUAAUAAGCCCAAUAUUGGCAUGAUUCCUUAAAUAGCCCACUAUUAAAUUGGCCAGUCCUUGCGCAGUGACCUGCAAGUGGAGUAUCACAUAUUUAGGAAGUGUAAAUGGCCCUUUACCUGCACAAGCACUUUACCUCAUUGUCUGCUGUUAUCCCUCUGAAUCUCUAUCAAAGUAAUAUUUUAGGUUCGUUAAAGUUGACGUUCUUAGUUGUGGUCGUCAAAACUUUGUUGAAUACUUGGAACUAUAACUUUGAUGUUAUUCAGUGGUUAUUUGCGUAUUUGAAUGAUGUAUGCCUACCCUCUUGGAACUCUUUGUCUGACAUGUCUGUAAGAGUGUGUUCUGUUCAGUGGUGUUAAGCACUUAAGUAAAAAUACUUUAAAGUACUACAUAAGCAGUUUUUUGGGGUAUCUGUACUUUACUUUACUAUUUAUAUUUUUGGCAAGUUUUACUUUUACUCCACUACAUUCCUAAAGAAAAUAAUGUACUUUUUACUCCAUACAUUUUCCCUGACAUCCAAAAGUACUCGUUACAUUUCAAAUGCUUAACAGGACUUGACAAUGGUCCAAUUCACGCACUUAUCAAGAGAACAUUCCUGGUCAUCCUACUGCCUCUGAUCUGGUGGACUCACUAAACACAAAUGCUUUGUUUGUAAAUGAUGUCUGAGUGUUGGAUUGUGCCCCUGGCUAUCCAUAUGGUUUGCUUAAUAUAAGGAAUUUGAAAUUAUUUAUACUUUCUGUUUUUACACUGCUGCUACUUGCUGUUUAUUUUCUGUGCAUAGUCACUUUACCCCUAUCUACAUAUACAAAUUACCUUGACUAACCUGUACCCCCGCACAUUGACUCGGUACCGAUACCCACUGUAUAUAACCUUGUUAUUGUUAUUUUAUUGUGUUACUUUUUAUUUUAUUUUUUACUUAAUUUAUUUAGCAAAUAUUUUCUUAACUCUAUUUCUUGAACUGCAUUGUUGGUUAAGGGCUUGUAAGUAAGCAUUUCUUACCUGUUGUAUUUGGCGCAUGUGACAAAUGCAAUUUUAUUAGAUUUAUUUUUACUUAAGUAUAUUUUAGCAAUUACAUUUACUUUUGAUACUGAUGUAUAUUUAAAACCAAUACUUUUAGACUUUUACUCAAGUAGUAUUUUAUUGUGUGACUUUUACUUGAGUCAUUUUCUAUUAAGGUAUCUUUACUUUUACACAAGUAUGACACUUGGGGACUUUUUCCACCACUGGUUCCGUGCAUGAGUGUUUGCAUUGGUCUCGAGGUCUCUAUGGAGAUAUGUGUGUUCUGUGUUUAUUUGGAGAUGUCUGUGGUAGUGACUGUGUUCUCUGUCCACAGUGCUGCAUGGUGCUGAACCCCUCCCCUAUUACACUGCCUCCCAUGCCAUGAGCUGGUGUUUUCAGUGUUCCCAAGGGGUCGCCUAUCUCCAUGGCAUGAAACCAAAGGCUCUCAUUCACAGGGACCUCAAACCACCCAAGUAUGCUCCUCCUCCCCACCUCCUCACUCUCUCUUGUCUGUUUCACUGCCCAUAAAGUGCCUUGCUCCCCCACUCAAGGUGGUUGUGUGUUGUAGCCUAUGUUAUAUUAUGCAAUAGCGUUAAAUGCUUUAUCUGACUUUUUGAACCAAAAGAGCAUAGCUUUUGUCAUCCUCUAGUCCUCUGGUGUAAUAGUCCUAUGUUUGUGAUCUGGCUUCAGUAGUGAUGCCUUAAGUGUUUUCAUAGUAUGCCUCUGACUGAAUUGCUUAGAGUAGCUGUACCGGCUCCAGAGGUUAUUUAUUGGGCUCCGACGGGAAAAAGUCCCUGGCAGAGGCAGGGCACUGUUGGAAUGACCAGCUGGUCAAUUUCCUACAAACCUGUCCAGAAUUUACACCCUGGGAAGAACUGGGUCACGCUUGCCAACCACUGGCUGAACUUACAGGCUACGUCCCAAAUGGCACCCUAUUCCCUAUAUAGCACACUACUUUUGACCAGGGCUCAUAUGUAGUUAAUAGGGUGCUAUUUGGGACGCUACCACAGAAUGCUGUUUUAAAACCUGCCACCUAACCUUCACAUCCUUUGUGUGACACAGUGGUUGUAGAGUUAUUUUCUGUAGUGGAUUUGACUUACCCUUGUAUAUUUAAAAGCAAGAAUCUUACUUGCUACAUUUUACUUUUUCAGGGUUUUUAUGAUUAGAAAUGUUUGCCUUGAAUCUAAAGUGGAUUUAUUAAGUGUUUAACCCAGUAAGACCUCAGCAGCCUCUAUUAGUUACCCUCACGUAGUCUCACACGUCACCAACCACUGAAGUUCACGUCAUUUGAGUAGAUCUUUGUUUUAAUUGUUUGUUUCAGCCUGCUCCUUGUUGCCGGUGGCACCGUGCUGAAGAUAUGUGACUUUGGAACCGCGUGCGACAUUCAGACCCACAUGACCAACAACAAGGGAAGUGCAGCUUGGAUGGCCCCUGAGGUGUUUGAAGGCAAGUGUGAGCUGCAUGGGGAGCUUAAUAUAUCAAAUCAACCUCUGAGAACAAGGGGCUAUCUAAACAGGUGUAGCCUUUCACGAAUCCAUUCACCUAGAGUUAAUUGAUAGUCAGUGUUUGAUGAAGUGAUACUACUGUUUAUAGUAGAGCUUAUGUCUAGUGGUGGAAGUGCUCAUUAAUUGUAAUAGUUCUCCACUUUGGAUUUGUCACUCACUUGCUCACUGGAAGGCACCGCAAACACAUAGACGCCAUCAUUUCUCAAAGCCUGAUUAAUCCAACAUUUGUUAGCAUUCUCUUCAUUUACAGUCAUGAUUAUUGCACACAUGCUUUUAGAAGGUGAAUGCAGUGUUUCAUUGUAAACGUAAACGACUAAUUAGAAAAGAUAAUGGAGCUAUAUAUUUUUAAAUAAAAUCAUCUUUGAGAACUACCAAAAUAAAAACUAGACAGUCAGGGAGCAUCUAAAAUUCUAAAAAUGUCAUGGCAUGGAGCCCCCAUUGAUAUUGUUACGUUUGAGUCACUCGAUAGCAAAAGAACACUGCAAAAGCCAUGGCAAAAUGUGUAGAAUUGCAGGAAAUUAGCAUUUAAACAGCAACAUGUUGUCUCUACACUAACUUUGCCACUGCUGCUGAAAAAUAUCCUAGGAGAAAGGUUUCAUCCCUGAGAGAAUGUAGCAUUUGAGUCUAUGCUCUCAGGCGUUAGCCUAAUGUACUUUGUUUUACAAAACACAUUAAGAGGUGGGCAGGAGGAAACACAAAUGAGAUAGUCAUUAUCUUGUUUGUUGAGGGAGUAACAUGACUCCCAUGCAAUUAAACAGCUCACAUUUGCCCCCAGAAUGUCCUCCUUAAAGCUAAUUUGCAUCACAGGGAGAAAUGUUAUCAAAAGGCCUAGGCAGCACAUCAACUUUAAGGCUGAGUCCCAAAUGAUACUAUUCCUUAUAUAGUGCACUACUUUUGUCCAGAGCCCUGGUCAAAGAUAGUGCACUAAAUAGGGAAUAAAAUGCCAUUUGGGAGACAGCCCAUAACAUAUGUGUGAAGAGCAGUUUAAUUCCGCAAUAAUAGCCACAGUAAUUAUGCAUCUCGAGCGGCCCUGAAGUAAAAUUGCCUCCUUAUUUUCAUCACAUUUGUGGUCUAAAGGUGCAAACAAAAUAAAGGCUUCCUGUACUUUACCAUGAACACCCCCUCCCCCAACACUCCUCACUUAACUGUGCCUCAGAGAAUUACCUUUCAUCAGUCAAGCACAUUGUUUUUUCCUCAUCUGAAAGGCCCUGAGUGGAGCUCUUUCUCUCCUCUGUGCAUUCAGGCAGCAAUUACAGUGAGAAGUGUGAUGUGUUCAGCUGGGGCAUCAUUCUCUGGGAGGUGAUCACGCGCAGGAAGCCCUUUGACGAGAUCGGAGGGCCGGCCUUCCGCAUCAUGUGGGCCGUGCACAACGGUGAGUCCGAGUGGGGUGGAGGUUGGGGAGGUGAAUUAGUUCAUGGUGGUGCUGACAUGUCAAUCACCCUAGCGUUUCAGAGCCAGGUCCCCAGUGAGACCUGCUGAGAGAUGAAAUGAGUUACGAGGCUGACGGUGAAGAUCAAUUAAAAGACAAACUCGCCUGUGAGGUGCUCCCCGUGGUUACCACAGAAUGCUAACGGAACGCUGACUGUCUGAGAGCAGGAGCACACCUGGGGACACUGCUGCUGCGCUGGUCUCUCUGACACGUUAGCAGAGCCACCACAGCAGGGGCUGUCAUUUGCAAGUGUUGUUCGUGUUUGUACUGCAAUUAACUUUCUGGAACGUCGUCAUGUUUUUAACAUAUUUGAGUUUAUAUGAUCUUUCCAUACAUUUUACUGUGACUGUGACUGUUUGUGAUUGUGUUUGUAUUCAUAGAGAUUAAUAUUGAUCUAAUGUAGCCAUCUCUGUUUGUGUUGAUGGUGUUCAGGCACCCGGCCACCGCUCAUCAAGAGCCUUCCCAAGCCCAUCGAGAGCCUGAUGACCCGCUGCUGGUCCAAAGACCCCUCCCAGAGGCCCUCCAUGGAGGAGAUAGUCAAGAUCAUGACCCAUCUUAUGAGGGUAAGGCCCUCCUAGACACACACACGCACUCCUAGAGAUUCAUUAAAUGAAAGAUUGCCUUACCAAGAUGGCCGUCCUGCAGUUAUUGACCACCACAAUGUCCAUUCCAGUGUUCUUUUUAAUUCUAUGCCGACACCAACCCUGGAUGCAUGCAGGACUCUUUUCAUGGUGUCCUGUUCUCAGACUGCUUACCUACCGGUCAGUGUUGGUAAUGGCACUCUUACAUUCUCUGUCAACCUCUUUUCCAGUGCUUCCCAGGAUCUGAUGAACCCUUGCAAUACCCUUACCAGUAUUCAGAUGAAGGACAGAGUAACUCGGCCACGAGCACAGGUAUUUUACUGAGGAAUGUUGUUUUUCAUGAUUGUGUUAUGGAUUUUUCUUGAUGCAUUUGUGAUGCUCCUAUGCUGCUGAUUGUGUUAUUGUUGUGUAAUUGUUGAGAUGCAGGGCUCCCUUGCAAAAGAGACCUUGGUCUCAAUGGGACUCCCUGCUAAAAUAAAGGUUAAAUAAAUAAAUAGAAAUCUAUAUCCUUGAAAUAAUGGAAGCUUUUAUUAUCUGCACUAGAGUUUUACCUUCAUGAAACAUCAUUGACGUAAUGUGGAAAUAUCUCCAUUGUCUCAUCACCUCUCUAUUGGUAUUAUAGGUUCCUAUGUGGACAACACUUGCACUAGCAACAAGAGUGACACAAACAUGGAGCAUGGGGAUUCUCAAGGGAGCAACGACACCAUCAAGAUCACACCUCAGUUUGCACAUCAGUUCAGGCCAAAGGUAAGGCAGCAAGCUGUAUUGUACCUUGCUAGCCAUUUCUACCACAACAAUUAAACUGGAACAAUUUACAUUGUCAGGUGACUAGAAAGAAAAGGUAGACACAUUUAAGGCAAUUACAUUUGUGUGGAUAUAAACAGCCUCGUAUGAAAGUAAUCAUGGCCAUUUUGAAGUAAUCAUCAGUACACGAAAUAUAAUUUGGUGACCUAAGUGAAUAAGUAGUGAAAUGUACAGUAGGCCAACAGUAUCUGUUUUGUCUGUGCACUCAGGGAGACCCAUCGCGAAGCCUGCCUCUGUCCAGAGGCGGCAGUGUUGAGAGCCUGUCGGGGCGAACCCACAGCCUGCUGUCCUCGGAGAGCAAAAGAAUGAGCGCAGACCUGUCAGAGCUGGAGCACAGGGUGCCUUUCGCACCCGCAGGUAACGUUGGAAUCUACACCCCGCAAUGGAUUAUGCAAGAGGACAAGUAUAGGCCUACAUAUUUUCUAAACACACCCACACACUGCUGUACAGUAUGGAGAUCAGUGUUGCGGGUAACAAUAUAACUUUUUGCGGUAAUUAUUAAUUUAACAGAGUUACUGUUCCAAUUUGACUAAUAAUAUUAGUUACUGAUCAAAGGAAUGGGGCAUUACUAUUGUUAUCAUUCCCUUCCUAUUACACUUAUUGAUCCUAAUAAAUAUUAAUGAUUAUUAUUUCCUCUCUUGGCGCAAUAUAAAAAAUCCCCCCGCCCCAGAUUGUAUUUGUUUCUAAUUAAUUUGUCUUCUCACCAAGUUCCUGUUUACGCACACACUUUUAAUAACUGUUUUAGUGAGGGAGAUGAAAAAAGCAACUGGUUUUAUUUGGCCCCCCCCCAAGUUUUCUGAGCAAAAUAAAAAAUAGAUUCCACAUUUUGUUGUGUUGCAGCCUGAUUUCAAAAUGGAUUAAACAGAUUUUUGCACACUACCCCAUAAUGACAAAGUGAAAACAUGUUUUUAGAAUGUUCACAUUUUUGCUAAUUAAAUACUGAAAUAUCAAAUUUACAUACUGUAAGUAUUCACACCCCUGAGUCAAUACUUUGUAGAAUCACCUUUGGCGGCGAUUACAGCUUUGAGUCGUUUUGAGUAUGUCUAUCAGCUUUGCACAUCUGGAUUUGGGGAUUUUCUUCCUUGCAGAUUUUCUCAAGCGCUGUUAAAUUAGAUGGUGAGGGGCGGUGAACAGCAAUCUUCACGUCUUUCCACAGUUUUUCAAUGGGAUUCAAGUCUGGGCUUUGGCUGGGCCACUCAAGGACUUUCACAUUCUUGUUCUGAAACCAUUCCAGCGUUGCUUUGGCUGAAUGCUUGGGGUCAUUGUCCUGUUGAAACGUAAAUCUUCGCCCGAGUCUAAGAUUGUUUGCACUCUGAAGCAGGUUCUCAUCAAGGAUUUGCCUGUAUAUGGCUCCAGUCUCCCAGUCCCUGCUGCUGAAAAGCAUCCCCAUAGCAUGAUGCUGCCACCACCAUGCUUCAAGGUAGGGAUGGUGUUAGAUGGGUGAUGAGCUGUGCCUGGUUUUCUCCAGACAUAGUGCUUUGCAUUCAGGCCAAAUAGUACAUUUUUGUCUCAUCAGACCACAUUUAUAUUUUGCCUUAUGCUCCGAGUCUUUCACGUGCCUUUUUGCAUACUCCAGGCGUGCUGUCAUGUGCCUUUUUCUCAGCAAUGGCUUCCGUCUGGCCACUCUCCCAUAAAGCCUAGAUUGGUGAAGUGCUGAAGAGACUGUUGUCCUUCUGGCAUGUUCUCCCAUCUCAGCCAAGGAACUCGGUAGUUCUGUCAGUGGUCAUUGGGUUCUUGGUCACCUCCCUGACCAAUGUCCUCCUAGCCUGGUUGCUCAGUUUGGUCAGACGGCCAGCUCUAGGCAGAGUCUGGGUAGUUUGAUAUUUUUUCCAUUUCCCAAUGAGCACUGUGCUCUUGGAAACUUUCAACACUCUAGAAAUAGUUGUAUACCCCUACCCAGAUAUAUGCCUCGUCACAAUUCUAUCUCAAUGUCAACGGACAGUUCCUUGGACUUCAUGGUAUAGUUUCUGCUCUGACACUGUCAACUGUGGGACCUUAUCUAGACAGGUGUGUUUCUUUCUAAAUCAUGUCCAAAUAAUUGAAUUGGCCACAGGUGGACUCCAAUUAAGUUCUAGUGACAUCUCAAGGAUGAUCAAAGGAUAUUGGAUGCACCUCAGCUCAAUUUGGAGUGUUAUAGCAAAGGGGUGUGAAUACUUACAUAAGUGAGAGAAUUCAGUAUUUAUUUUCAAUACAUUUGCAAAAAUGUUGAAAACAUAUUUUCCCCUUGUCAUUAUGCGGUAUUGUGUGUAGAUGGGUCAGAAAAAAAUCUUGAAUUCAGGCUGUAACACAACAAUGUGGAAAAAGUCAAGGGGUAUGAAUACUUUCUGAAGGCACAUGUAUGUAUGUAUGUAUGUAUGUAUGUAUGUAUGUAUGUAUGUAUGUAUGUACAAUUGAAGUCGGAAGUUUACAUACACUUAGGUUGGAGUCAUUAAAACUCAUUUUUCAAUCACUCCACAAAUUUCUUGUUAACAAACUAUAGUUUUGGCAAGUCGGUUAGGACAUCUACUUUGCAUGACACAAGUUAUUUUUCCAACAAUUGUUUACAGACAGAUUAUUUCACUUAUAAUUCACUGUAUCACAAUUCCAGUGGGUCAGAAGUUUACAUAUACUAAGUUCACUGCCUUUAAGCAGCGUGGAAAAUUCCAGAAAAUGAUGUCAUGGCUUUAGAAGCUUCUGAUAGGCUAAUUGACGUCAUUUGAGUCAAUUGGAGGUGUACCUGUGGAUGUAUUUCAAGGCCUACCUUCAAACUCAGUGCUUCUUUGCUUGACGUCAUGGGAAAAUCAAAAGAAAUCAGCCAAGACCUCAGAAAAAAAUUGUAGACCUCCAAGUCUGGUUCAUCCUUGGGAGCAAUUUCCAAACGCCUGAAGGUACUACAUUCAUCUGUACAAACAAUAGUAUGCAAGUAUAAACACCAUGGGACCACGCAGCCAUCAUACCGCUCAGGAAGGAGACGCGUUCUGUUUCCUAGAGAUUAACUUACUUUAGUGUGAAAAGUGCAAAUAAAUCCCAGAACAACAGCAAAGGACCUUGUGAAGAUGCUGGAGGAAACAGGUACAGAAGUAUCUAUAUCCACAGUAAAACGAGUCCUAUAUCGACAUAACCUGAAAGACCGCUCAGAAGGAAGAAGCCACUGCUCCAAAACCGCCAUAAAAAAAGCCACACUACGGUUUGCAACUACACAUGGGGACAAAGAUCGUAAUUUUUGGAGAAAUGUCCUCUGGUCUGAUGAAACAAAAACUGUUUGGCCAUAAUGACCAUCUUUAUGUUUGGAGGAAAAAGGGGGACGCUUGCAAGCCGAAGAACACCAUCCCAACCGUGAAGCACGGGGGUGGCAGCAUCAUGCUGUGGGGAUGCUUUGCUGCAGGAGGGACUGGUGCACUUCACAAAAUAGAUGGCAUCAUGAGGAAGGAAAAUUAUGUGGAUAUAUUGAAGCAACAUCUCAAGACAUCAGUCAGGAAGUUAAAGCUGGGUUGUAAAUGGGUCUUCCAAAUGGACAAUGACCCCAAACAUACUUCCAAAGUUGUGGCAAAAUGGCUUAAGGACAACAAAGUCAAGGUAUUGGAGUGGCCAUCACAAAGCCCUGCUCAAUCCUAUAGAAAAUGUGUGGGCAGAACUGAAAAAGCGUGUGCGAGCAAGGAGGCCUACAAACCUGACUCAGUUACCCCAGCUCUGUCAGGAGGAAUGGGCCAAAAUUCACCCAACUUAUUGUGGGAAGCUUGUGGAAGGCUACCCGAAACGUUUGACCCAAGUUAAACAAUUUUUAAAGGCAACACUACCAAAUACUAAUUGAGUGUAUGUAAACUUCUGACCCACUAGGAAUGUGAUGAAAGAAAUAAAACCUGAAAUAAAUCAUUCUCUCUACUAUUAUUCUGACAUUUCACAUUCUUAAAAUAAAGUGGUGAUCAUAACUGACCUAAGACAUGGAAUUUUUACUAGGAUUAAAUGUCAGGAAUUGUGAAAAACUGAGUGUAAAUGUAUUUGGCUAAGGUGUAUGUAAACUUCCGACUUCAACUGUAUUUAACCCCCUGAGUCAAUACAUGGUAGAAUCACCUUUGGCAGUGAUUACAGCUGUACAGUGGGGUAUAAUGCAACGUUUUGGGGGUAUAAUGCAAAAGUAAUAUAACAAGUAGUGUAACUAAUUACUUUUCCCAGGGAGUAAUAAGGCAAGUAAUUUGUUAUUGUUAAAAUAAGUAAUAGGUAAUAUAUUACUUUUUGAGUAACGACCCCAACACUGAUGGAGAGACAAAUUCUGUCACAUUGAAGUAGGCCUAGCCAACGCUAUAGUCCUCAGAGAUGCACAUAUGAAUAUGCAAAUGUUUUGCAUAAACUGCCCAUGGCGUUCUAUUGGAGAUACAUACAUACAUACAUACAUACAUACAUACAUACAUACAUACAGUAAUCUUACGUCAGCUACUGAAGUGGGUUUCAUCCCAAUACAAGAGAUGGAGAAAGGCGUCUAUGCCAUUAGUAGCUUCUAUCAUGUCUCCCUCUCCGUCAAACUGCAUGCCUCACCCCUCAUAAGCGCCUCCAUAUGCCCCUCAGCACUGGUGCCAAUCAUCUCCCCUGCCUCACACAGAUCGAAGGCUGAGAGAAUGCCUUGUAUUCAUCAUCAGCCCUGUCAUGUCUAAAUUAAGCUUCGGAGGCAGCCAAAUACUGUUUGGCAUGAAAAAGCUAUAAUUAAGUCUCUAUUUGUCAGGGUUUUUCCCUCAGUCUUUCUUUCCAGCUUACUUUGAGACUGUUUUUGCGAUAUCAAUUAUUUUAAACUUUCCAUGUUGUCAAUGGUAUAUUAUAUGAAUAUGAAUAAUGUAUUUAGCUUUUAAUCUGUAUAUCCUCAGUGCUCUUCAAUAGUUAAUUAUGCUGUAGUUACUGUAUAUUACAAUCUUCAGAGCCAUCUAUAUGAUUUGAUCAUCUAUUCUAAGUAGAUUCAUCAUAGAUAUUCUAUUAGUACGAGUGUCUGCUAAAUGACUAAAAAUGUAAAUGUAGUACAGUCAAACUGCUUUCUACAUGUAGCUGAAUGCCUGUCAUGUCUGUGCUGAAGCUUCCCAUGCCGUGCCUAACGCAGCAUCGCUAGCACUGUGCUGUCAAUCAACUAACCUCAGGACAGAUGCUUCCUGUGCAAUGUGCAUGUACUUUUGUGCUCUGCAUGCCAGUAGAGUCCAGAGGGGAGCAAGGAGGAGAGGGCACUGUCCGACAUGUAUGCUCCAGCUCUGGGCCCUCUCUCUUUGUCUGCAUGCAUGUGUACGCCAGCUGUGUGUGUAUGUGUAUUUGUUGCAGCACGUCCCCAGUAUAAACGAGGCCACCGUAAAACGGCGUCAUUUGGCACCAUUCUGGACGUUCCCAAGAUCGUCGUCACAGGUACCAGUGCGGACCACCAGGCUACCUGGUGCCCUGGGUGUAGCUGGCUUGACUGAACUGAUUCACCGUGUUCCUCUGUGUACUCUGGGCUCUAACACUGCUGGGCCUGUAGUGUCUGUUACUCCAGUUAUCACAGGCUACAGGGGCCACUGGCCGAACACCUUAUACUUUGUCUCUGCAUUUUCCAUUUGAAUUAAAAUAUGGGGAUAUUACAAAAAUAAAAUAUUCCCCUGUAAUAAGAACAUCACCAAUGAUGCCCCAAUCUAGUAAUUAUUUUAUGAAUGAUGAUUAACCUGGAGUAACACAGAGUUCUCUUUCCUCUUGUCUUUUGUGGUUUUGAUAAGAUGUUAAAAGGGGCAUGAGUUAACAUGGUGGCGGUCUUAUCGGGGUUUCACCCUCUAGCCACAAGAUGCUGAUGGAGCCAUUUAAAUUCACAUAGGUCCGUCUUUUAAUCUAUUUAUCUAAUCCAGAAACAUGGAUGAAUCCAGACUUGAGUUAGCCUGGUGCAAAAAUUAUAGAAUAGACUCUUGAUUUAGGGGCACAGACCGGUUAUCUAAUCAGCAUAUUUGCCAUCAGAGGGGGAAAUUGAUGUGAUAAGAUGCAUAACUCAUGUCCCUGUUUGUCUCUCAGAUGUCGUUCUGGCUUUACUGCAUACUGCAGGCAGGGAGGGAGUAAAUCAGUUGGCUUGGUUGCUCGGUCUAGAGUUGAGCUCCCCUCAGCUCGUCCUUGUCUUUCAUGCAUAGAGGACGUCUGUUAAAAGCUCUGCAAAUAUUUUUACAUCCAUUAACUUUGUAAAAGUCAUUUUGAUUAAUUUCCCUCACAUUGUGGGUCACACAGCUAUUAUUACCAUCCGAGAUAGGGAUGAACGAAUUGGGGACAGCAGCACUGGAUAUCACACAAAAAAUGCCUUUCUAUUUAGGAAGUAGGAGCUGUAUGAGACGUUGAAUGAGUAGUUAAUUAAACAGAGUGACUAAGGGAGAGGGCUGACGUAAGGGGAUAUUAAAGGUAUGACAGGGUUGUUAUCACUGUAUGUGGCACACCUGGAUGUCACUCAUUCCUACAGUUAAUUUGACACCAGUCUCAAUUUAGUAGCUCAAUUAGUACGAAGCGUUACUCGAUUUUUAGAAGUUCCGGAUUGGCAUUCUAAUUCAAAUGUCUUCAGUUUUGUAUUGUACUAAGGUGGUUCUUAAAAUGGCUAUGCUCGCAAAGUAUUAUUUUUUUUACAGACAAAACAACAAUCACACAAUAACAGGACCUUAUUCUGAUGUAUAGGCCUUACGCUUUGAACACACCGACUGCGUCAUUGCGCAAAAUAAUAUGCAGCAUCAUCUAGAUAUGUGUGCAGCAAAAGUUAAACAUUCACCUUCUGCUACCAUUUCUGUCAACCUGUUUACGCAUACAGUUUGACGCAUACGUUCGAUAAAUCCAACGUAUGCACCACACAGAACGCACUGCAACUGCCUCUGCAACACAAUGCCGCAAGGCAAACGCAUCGUUCCAUUGGAAAUGAAUGUACUUCUGGUAUACCAAAACGCAAUGACGCAGUCGGUGUGUUCAAAGCGUUAGAGCAACAAUCACUGCAGUGACAGAUGAGCAUACGUCUCAAUCCAACGUUCAGUGUAUUGUUUAUUUGUUUGUUUCUGUGUGUGUCUGCCGGUGUGUAGUGUGUCUAUUGGUUAAAACGUGUUGUGCUAUAGAUAUAUCCUACUUUGGAGAGGUAAAGUUAAAAUGAUUAGACCAGUACUUAGACCUACUGUACCAGAAAGGGCCCCAUCCCUGUUCCCUAUAGUGCCACGUUUUACAAACCUUCUAUAUUCCAGGUUGCAUAUCAUGAUUUUUAUAUAAAAAAUAACUACUUCAGUUUUUUCAUAUUGCAAUGUCACGUUUCUAGCAACUGACUUCAAUUGUCCCAAAUGUAAUAUUACCAUUAAUGGUUUCCAUUAAUAUGUCCCACAUUGCAGUAGUUCAAAUGUUAUUGUAUGGGUCUCUAAGAUUGACAGCAAGGACUGCGGAGGGUAAAAAGACCACAAUGCUCACAUUGCCAGAUUAUUCCAAAAGUAAAACGUGACUCUGAAGACAUUGUUCAAAGUUCUCCAGCAGAGAUGGAACUAAUAAUAUCUUGAACUGCCAGAUGGCUGGAAUUUCUCCUGUUAUUCUGAAGAUGCCAGGCAGGUCAGAGGCAACCUCAGGUUUACCUUGGCUGGGGAAUAAUGAGGAAGACUGGAGGACAGGGCCUGCUAGUCUUGUCUGAGGCCCUUCAAUGUGCUUUGAGCCCUGAAAUAGCCUAGUUCCCCAUCACCGGCAACCCUCACUCACAGCCCCUCCAACCCAAACAAGCAGCUCUGCACAAACACAUGUGACACAGUGAGGCUUAGCUAUUCAUGUGGUACAGUAGGUGUGGCCUGCAGUGUAGUGGUGGUGUUUGUCUGCGUGUGUGUUGUGCCGUGUUAGUGUGAUGGUUGGGUGGGGAUAACUGCUGCUCUGUGGUCACGUUACGGCCAUGCCAUAGCACAUGUUGACAGGCCAGGGAGUCAUGGGUUAAAUCUGUGCAGCUGUCCUGUCUCUGUGUGGCUCUGUGGAUCGGACCCCCCCCCCCCCCCCUCCCACACCACAGGCAGACACAGAUAGGCAACAGACAAGUCCUCCUGGAUCUGUCUCUGGGUCUCUCUCAUGGUACCUCCCUCCAUUCCCUCUCUCUUUCGCUCCAUCCUGUCCACAGCCACCUGUGAGGCGCAGAGACGUAGAUCAGUACAGGACCUCCCAGGGAUCGGCACAGAGUCCAGCCAGGUAAGAGACUCUACAAUCGGACAGGGCCUGGGUUGUCUAGUGUAGCACCGUACAGAAGCCUUUCAGAGGGGGAAAUGCAUGUUAUUCUCAAAGCAUUCUCAAAAGGUGGUAUUCAAUAUAAGCUUCUUCUUUUCUUGCUUUUCAUUUGGUUUGCUUUUAGGGUGGUGUAGUAUCUUCUCUCCCCUCUUUGAAUUGUUUUGCGUUUUGACUGAUCAUGCCCAUCAUGUUUUGCUUCCUCUCAGAGGAUUUGAUACAUGCUCGGUCAAACAAGGUGUCCCAUGGGGGAAAUGCUACAGGAUGUGACGGAGAAUACUGUUUGAUAUGUCACUGUUGAGAAGAUAAAAGAUAUUCCAGGUGUAGGAAGAAUAUUUUCUUUCCCCCCUACGGACAACCUUAAAAUAAGCCCCUACAUCCUUGCAUUCCUAAACGUUGAUUUCCACAGUAUAUUUUGUUAAAAGGCACACAUCUUCCUGUGCAGUGCUAUGUAGUAGCAAAGUUCACAUUGAGUUUAGUAAGAAACUAGACUUUGGACACAGAUUUAUUUUUGUGUUCUUGUCUUAUAGCUUUUGUGAAUUAGGAAAGAUAAUAUUUUGAGCUAGGUUAUCUGUGGAGAUCAACUCAUGAUGAAUUCCCAAUAGUGUGACAGAGAAUUGUGGUUCCUCUGAUUUUCUUACAUGUUUCUCCCUUGCGGGAGUGUGUACAUAACCACAGACAGACUUUAGACCUUGUUUUUCUCCCUUUUUACUUGACCCUUUUUACUUGACACUUGACAAACUAUGCAUUGUUUUACCCCACUGGAAGAGGCUCAGGAUUGCCAUGUGGGAUUCUAUUCCCAUAGUCAUUGUUGACUUUGCUUGAGUAUCAGGUGUUAUAUGCGCCAUGGACAAAAAUAAAAGGGCAAUUUCUUCUAUGAUUGGCUGUAUGAGUGAUUGACAGUGUCGUUGGCCUGUUACAAGGGCUGUAUGAGUGAUUGACAGUGUUGUGGUCCUGUUACAGGUGAGCAGGAACAGCAGCAGGUCCUCCAGUCCCAGUGUGAGGAUGAUGCCGCCUGAUAAGACCAGCAGCAGAGGUUACAGCUUCUCUCCCGAUGACCCCACAGGUAUAAUAGUCUACCUCUUGUCACUCAAACACGCUCAUCUCACUGUCUACAGCUACUUCUACAGAUGGAGCUGGAAGGAGUUUGGUAGAUGUAAAAAAAAAAUUGAUUAGCAAAUUCACUCAUAAUGCCAUUCUUCCAUAAUGUAUUCUCCUAUAUUGAUGCUGGUGCUCAACUUAUUGCUUAAUGUCAGAUCCCAAGACAUUAUAUCCCAUUCCCCUUGUGCUGUUGAUGGAUGAAAAAGUGAAGGUUGGUGUUUAGAACAAGUUUGAUUGAAUGAAGUCAGCAUCUCCAGUUGGUUGUGUCACCCUCUCACAACCCUGAGUGCUGUAAUGGCAUCAAUGUCAUUGUGGAUGGGGGCGUAAAUCACUUGAGCAGGUUCUGCAGACAUUACGUAAUCCUCAUCAAUGAUUUAAGGCGCUGGUCUCCUGUCACACGGUGCCUGAGAGGGGCGGGGACACUGACACGGGUCUAUUUCUGUUGAAGGACUUCUGGUGUCUAUUGAUAACUGUGUCCCUGCCCAGUCGACUCGUCUUGCACCGACUGGGCCUGUGCUGGUGUCACUGUCAGAUCAAAAACAAACACAAGUCUUGCUCUCUCCUGCCCAGAUACCAAUGGCUCAGACAACUCCAUUCCCAUGGCAUAUCUCACUCUGGACCACCAGCUGCAGGUAGGGUUCCAUUUCAUACCGGACCUCCCCCGACCCUGUCCUGCUAAUGUUAAGCAUUAUUUUAUGCUACAAAACAUAUUGAUCCCACUCCCAUCCCAUUCAAGUGUUUGUGUGACCUGUCAAAAUUGGCCUAGAGAUUGGCCAUUUGACAAACUCUUGAUUAUUUUUAUUUUGUAGAUUUACUUUAUUUUGUGUUUUAAUUCAAAUGUUGAGGUUUUCCCCUCUCAACGAUGUUGUCAAGGACACUGCAAAUUGACUAUUAACUCAAUUAGUGCAGGGAUGACUUCUGUUGUCAAAGUGAGAAAAUGACGCUAUCUCAAAAGCGGAAUGUCUUUAUAAAUACCCACUGGCAACGGCGGUGAGACGUUGUGUAUUUUUAAAAGCUCAGACGAUUCUGAGAGCUGAUAGACUGUAUUGCAAAAUGUAUUUCUAACUGGCUAUAAGAUCAAUUAAUGGCAACAUGCAUGGUUUAUUUUCAGCCCCUCGCUCCUUGCCCAAACUCCAAAGAGUCCAUGGCUAUGUUUGAGCAGCACUGUAAAAUGGCCCAGGAGUACCUGAAAGUGCAGACAGAAAUUGCCUUACUGAUCCAGAGAAGGUAAGUAGUGAACCCUUACUGUACCUCUCCAUUUUGUAGGGCAAGCGUUCAGCCACUACCAAAGUGCUGAGGUAAUACACAAUUUGUUCAUUCUGUUCUUUUUAAAAGGGACUGAUGUAGCACUACAGUGUUCAAUGUAAUUAACUCUUGUACUGUAAGCCCUGCUGAAUGUGACCAUACAUCUGUGUGAACCAAGCAGACGAAAAUGUCUCCCCGUGUUAAUGGGUGGGCUGUCUUGUGACUAACAUAACAAGCAGCUCCAUCAGAUGUGAAACUUGGGCGUAUGACUAUGCAGAAGGCCACCCAAAGGCAAUUACUGAAUUUAGAUGACAAAUCCAAGGCAAACGGACCUAUGCUGUGGAAGUCGAGUGUAGUGGAACAACUGGCUGUGUUUGGCUAAAGAACUCAGCUCAUAUUUAUAGACAAUGACUUCAGCGAGAAAACUACCACGUUUGUGGAAUCAGCGUUUUUCUCACAUGACCUAGCCAAUGCUUUGGUGCUCCUUUGCAUCUCUCACCAGCCUCUGUUGUGCUUAUUGUGAUGUGCCCCUGUUAAAGCACAGCUGAGUAAUUCACAAUUAUCGAAAGCCAUAUCUCAGAUUGGCCAAUAAAAAUAAAAGAUUAAGAUGGGCAGUCUGAGAUAUGGCUUUUUCUUUGCAACUCUGCCUAGAAGGUCAGCAUCCCGGAGUCGCCUCUUCACUGUUGAUGUUGAGACUGGUGUUUUGCGGGUACUAUUUAAUGAAGCUGCCAGUUGAGGACCUGUGAGGCGUCUGUUUCUCAAACUAGACACUAAUGUAUUUGUCCUCUUGCUCAGUUGUGCACCGGGGCCUCCCACUCCUCUUUCUAUUCUGGUUAGAGCCAGUUUGCGCUGUUCUGUGAAGGGAGUAGUACACAGCGUUGAACGAGAUCUUCAGUUUCUUGCCAAUUUCUCGCAUGGAAUAGCCUUCAUUUCUCAGAAUAAGAAUAGACUGAUGAGUUUCAGAAGAAAGUUAUUUGUUUCUGGCCAUUUUUAGCCUGUAAUCAAACCUACAAUUGCUGAUGCUCCAGAUACUUAACGAGUCUCAAGAAGGCCAUUGUUAUUGCUUCUUUAAUCAGCACAACAGUUUUCAGCUGUGCUAGCAUAAUUGCAAAAGUGUUUUCUAAUGAUCAAUUAGCCUUUUAAAAUGAUAAGCUUGGAUUAGCAAACACAACGUGCCAUUGGAACAGAAGACUGAUGGUUGCUGAUAAUGGGCCUCUGUACGCCUAUGUAGAUAUUCCAUUCAAAAUCAGCCGUUUCCAGCUACAAUAGCCAUUUACAACAUUAACAAUGUCUACACUGUAUUUCUGAUCAAUUUGAUGUUAUUUUAAUGGACAAAAAAAGUGAUUUUCUUUCGAAAACAAGGACAUUUCUAAGUGACCCCAAUCUUUUGAACGGUAGUGUACAUGCAGUACCAGUCAAAAGUUUGGACACACCUACUCAUUCAAGGGUUUUUCUUUACUUUUUACUAUUUUCUACAUUGUAGAAUAAUAGUGAUGACAUCAAAACUAUGAAAUGACACAUAUGGAAUCAUGUUGUAACCAAAAAAGUGUUAAACAAAUCAAAAUAUAUUUUAUAUUUGAGAUUCUUCAAAUAGCAACCCUUUGCCUUGAUUACAGCUUUGCACACUUUUGGCAUUCUCUCAACCAGCUUCACCUGGAAAGCUGUUCCAACAGUCUUGAAGGAGUUCCCACAUAUGCUGAGCACUUGUUGGCUGCUUUUCCUUCACUCUGCCGUCCAACUCAUCCCAAACCAUCUCAAUUGGGUUGAGGUCGGGGGAUUGUGGAGGCCAGGUCUUCUGAUGCAGCACUCCAUCACUCUCCUUCUUGGUCAUAUAGCCUUUACACAGCCUAGAGGCGUGUUGGGUCAUAAGAAGAAUAGACUUGCUUGGGCCAAGAAACACGAGCAAUGAACAUUAGACCGGCGGAAAUGUGUCAUUUGAUUUUGAGUCCAAAUGUGAGACUUUUGGUUCCAACCACCGUGUCUUUGUGAGAAGCAGUGUGGGUGAACGGAUGAUCUCUGCAUGUGUAUUUCCCACUGUAAAGCAUGGAGGAGGAGGUGUUAUGGUGUGGUGGUGUAAAAUGGUGGUGCUUUGCUGGUGACACUGUCUGUGAUUUAUUUAGAAUUCAAGGCACACUUAACCAGCAUGGCUACAACAGCAUUCUGCAGCGAUACGCCAUCCCAUCUGGUUUGGGCUUAGUGGGACUAUCAUUUGUUUUUCAACAGGACAAUGACCCAACACACCUCCAGGCUGUUUUACCAAGAAGGAGAGUGAUGGAGUGUUGCAUCAGAUGACCUGGCCUCCACAAUCCACAGACCUCAACCCAAUUGAGAUGGUUUGGGAUGACUUGGAUGGCAGAGUGAAGGAAAAGCAGCCAACAAGUGCUCAGCAUAUGUAGGAACUCCUUCAAGACUGUUGGAAAAGCAUUCCAGGUGAAGCUGGUUGAGAGAAUGCCAAGUGUGUGCAAAGCUGUCAUCAAGGCAAAGGGUUGCUAUUUGAAGAAUCUCAAAUAUAAGAUAUAUUUUUAUUUGUUUAACACCUUUUUGGUUACUACAUGAUUCCAUAUGUGUUAUUUAAUAGUUUUGACAUCUUCACUAUUAUUCUACAAUGUAGAAUAUAGCAAAAAUAAAGAAGAACCCUUGAAUGAGUAGGUGUGUCCAAACUUUUGACUGGUACUAAGUUUGGACACCUACUCAUUCAAGGGUUUUUCUUUAUUUUUACUAUUAUGUAUGUAUGUAUGUAUGUAUGUGUGUGUGUGUAUAUAUAUAUAUAUAUAUAUAUAUAUAUAUAUAUAUAUAUAUAUAUAUAAUCACACACACGGUCUGAACACUUUCCGAAUGCACUGUAUGUGUAUAAUAUUUUGUUCUUGCUCUGUCUGUUUGCAUUGUUCACUUUUCUCCUUUGCAAUGUGCUUCUCUUUUUAGUAAUGUUCUUGUUAUCUUAUGUAAGCUGCAGCACUGCAUUUCAGUUUUCCGUAUUGUAAACUGCUAUUGUGGCAGAUAUGUGUGUAAAUAAAACAAAUGUAUAUCUCCAGGAAAGAGUUGAUUGCUGAACUGGACCAAGAUGAGAAGGACCAGCAGAACACGUCCCGCCUGGUCCAGGAGCACAAGAAGCUGCUGGAGGAGAACAAGUCUCUGUCCACCUACUACCAGAAGUGCAAAAAGCAGCUGGAACUGAUCCGUGCCCAGCAACAGAAGAGACAGGGCACCUCAUGA
Messenger RNA from Coregonus sp. 'balchen', 20352 nucleotides. The record is from the annotation of a GenBank genome assembly. NCBI's taxonomy places the organism in Eukaryota, Metazoa, Chordata, Actinopteri, Salmoniformes, Salmonidae.